AUGGAAGACGACUUCUCAGUCGACUCCUUGCCCGGAACUCCGGCAUCAGAUAUCCCAGUGCUUACCGUCUCUCCGGCGGACACGUCGUUGCAAGAUCCGAGUGAGAAGACAGCGGAGGUGAAGACGGAGGAUAAGAAACCUGCUAAGAAGAGGAAGUCAUGGGGUCAGGAGCUACCAGUUCCCAAAACCAACUUGCCUCCUAGGAAACGAGCAAAGACGGAAGACGAAAAAGAACAGCGCCGUAUUGAACGGGUUCUUCGAAACCGCGCUGCCGCCCAGACUUCCCGUGAGCGGAAGAGGCUCGAAAUGGAGAAGUUGGAAAAUGAAAAGAUCCAAAUGGAACAACAGAACCAAUUUCUUAUGCAGCGCUUAUCUCAAAUGGAGGCUGAAAACAACCUAUUGAGUCAACAGGUUGCCCAGUUGGCUGCUGAAGUCCGAAGCUCUCGCGGUACCACACCGAAGGCCGGCUCUCCUGUUACCGAGUCUCCAACUCUUACUCCAACAUUGUUCAAACGUGAACAUGAAGAACUUCCUCUCGAGAGGAUUCCAUUCCCUACUCCAUCUUUAACAGACUACUCCCCUACCCUGAAGCCUUCUACUCUGGCUGAGUCCCCCGAUGUGGCACAACAUCCUGCAGUGGUGUUGUGUGACCUGCAGUGUCCGUCGGUGGACUCGAAGGAGAAGGAAGCGCUCUCCCGCUGUUUGACCUCGGCUCAAGCGUUCGAAAUCACGCUGCAGAUGAUGUUGCAGCUCCUCUUUCUGACGAUGACUUCCACCGCCUAUUCCACUGUGAUUCUUCCGCUGAGCCAGAUUCUUCAGUCCUUGAAGAUGGGUUCGCCUUUGACAUUCUCGAAGGAGGAGAUCUAUCGGCAUUUCCAUUUGAUUCUAUGGUUAAUUUCGACUCCGAGCCUGUCGGUCUCGAAAGCAGCGAGCCGUCCACACUUUCGGAUGAGGCUUCUCGCCAGACUUCUAGCAUGCAAUCCAGCCUUGGCGCGUCCACUUCGCGAUGCGACGGGCAGAGCAUUGCAGCUAGCUGUUAGCGAUAGCUUGUCCCAGGUGUCUGUAUCGCCUCGAGAAGUCGGGACGACGCAAACCAAUUUUGAGUGGUUUGAAAUCAGUGCAAAAUGGUCAGCGCUUGAGUAUCGUAAAGCCAACAAGGAGGAGUACACGGAGUUCUAG
Messenger RNA from Aspergillus tanneri, 1179 nucleotides. RefSeq names its product transcription factor HAC1 (gene hacA). The transcript is spliced from 3 exons. The record is from RefSeq and is a predicted model, not a curated record. NCBI's taxonomy places the organism in Eukaryota, Fungi, Ascomycota, Eurotiomycetes, Eurotiales, Aspergillaceae. Gene Ontology annotation, molecular function: DNA-binding transcription factor activity, RNA polymerase II-specific. Bases 1 to 1179 code for a protein of 392 amino acids. Gene Ontology annotation, biological process: positive regulation of transcription by RNA polymerase II.